CAAUGUCCAUUCAGUUUUCCUUUUUAAUCUCACCCUGAAAAGAUGUCUGUAAACAUUCAUCCAAUUGGAACAGGUUUGUUAUAACAUAGCAACAAAAAAUAUAUAACACAAUCUCCUCCCACUUUGCUCGUGUUGUGUUUUCUACAACCAAAAACCAGAUAAAGAAGGAAGUGUAAGGUGUAGAAAUAUAUAACAUGGUUGAAAAGUUGAGGCUUGCGUUAUCUGUGUUGGUCUCUCUUCUUCUCACAUCCUCAGUACAGUCACAGACAUGCAUGAACCACACCUUCACCGACAACAAGGUCUUCACCUCAUGCCGCGACCUUCCCCACUUAACCUCGUACCUCCACUGGACCUACGAGCAGGCCACAGCCAAGUUGGACAUGGCAUUCAGACACGCUGGAAUCAACGCUUCGGACAGGUGGGUUGCAUGGGCCAUCAAUCCCAACAACAACCUCAAUUCAGCUAUGGUUGGAGCACAGGCUCUGGUGGCUAUCUCAGAAUCCGGUGGUGCCCCAAGAGCAUACACUUCUUCCAUCCAAGGUUACUCAACCCAGUUGGCAGAGGGAAACAUUUCUUAUGCCAUCUCUGGUUUGAGAGCUACCCGUGAGAAUAGUGAGAUCACCAUCUAUGCCACCCUCACUCUUCCAAACGGUACCACCAAUUUGGUCCACCUUUGGCAAGAUGGUCCUCUGUCUGCUUCUACUCCUGCACAGCAUCAACUUGCUACUUCUAACCUCCAAGCCAAGGAAACCUUCGAUCUUCUCUAGUUCAAUGCAGCCAGGAUCAAGUGUGCUUAGAACAAGAACAAUAAAUUAAUGCAAAUAAAGAGAUACACCAAUACAUUUUGUUCCUUUCCUUCUGCGGAAGAACACGAUGAUACAUCCCUCGUGCAGCAAAGAAUCUAUAACCCAUGAGGAACUGGAUGUUUUUAAUUUUUUUCUUUUGUAUGAUUCAAUAUAAUAGUUACAUUUAUAAGCAUAAAUAAAUAACACUUGAUGUAUAUGUAUUCAUAGAUAUAUUGUAUAUAUUAUUGCUAUGUUUAAAUGUGAUAUUAA
Messenger RNA from Vigna unguiculata (cowpea), 1055 nucleotides. RefSeq names its product cytochrome b561 and DOMON domain-containing protein At4g17280 pseudogene. Lineage: Eukaryota; Viridiplantae; Streptophyta; Magnoliopsida; Fabales; Fabaceae. The record is from RefSeq and is a predicted model, not a curated record.